Penicillium antarcticum is the source of this 6669-nucleotide messenger RNA. Its product is annotated as type I polyketide synthase. The coding region runs from base 1 to 6669 and encodes 2222 amino acids. The transcript is spliced from 5 exons. Lineage: Eukaryota; Fungi; Ascomycota; Eurotiomycetes; Eurotiales; Aspergillaceae. Gene Ontology annotation, biological process: fatty acid biosynthetic process; secondary metabolite biosynthetic process. Gene Ontology annotation, molecular function: fatty acid synthase activity; phosphopantetheine binding; 3-oxoacyl-[acyl-carrier-protein] synthase activity. The record is from RefSeq and is a predicted model, not a curated record.
AUGGCAGUGACUGUGUUGGAUGGCGAGCAGCCUGCAGAACAGCGCCAGGUUAUUCUGUUCGGUGACUUAAGCCUUGUCAACCUGGAGGAUUCCUUCAAGAGCCUUUUGCACGUCAAGACCAAUCCCCUUCUUACUUCAUUCUUUGAUCGAGUUAACUAUUCGCUGCGGAGGUUACUCGCCGAAUUGCCUUUACAACAGCAAGAUUUCUUCCCUCAUUUCACUACCCUCAUUGAUCUCAUCUCAAGACUUGGAGAGACAAGUGGAACACCAGUUCUUGAAUUCUUCCUUCUCAGUGUGCAGCAAGUGGCCCAAUGCAUUGUAUAUUUCUCUCACGGGUCUAGGAUAUUCCCUCCAGUCAAUGCCUGUCUCAUUGGCCCUUGUACCGGUGGCUUUGCCGCAUCGGCCCUUGCUUGCUCCUAUAAUCUUCCAGACUUCGUCACCAAUGGAGUUGAAGCCACUAUUACAGCCUUCAGGACAGCGCUCCUCUCUUUCUCCGUCUCUCGAAGCUUUUGGUCUCGCUCCAGCUCCGAAAAGUCUUCCUCAUGGUCUGUCGCCGUGAGUUCUCGAAGCGACAAGAGCGUCGAGGAAAUGGCGCGAGAAUAUAUGGCAGUCAAGGUACGUGUUCUUGAUGCGAGUAUCAUGACGUAUAGUAUACUCACAUCUGUUGAUUCAAAGACACCUCUUCGAGAUUCGAUCCUUUGGAAAAGUGCCGUUACUGCUGGCCAGACCGUCACUCUCAGCGGCAAUCCCCCAGUCCUAGAAGAUUUCCUCGAAAACAACUCUACUCAGCUGAAGUAUAAAAUGCUCGAAAUUGAUUCUCCAUACCACGCAGCACACUUGUUUUGUGACUCCGACGUUGACGAGAUAAUUGGCCAAUUAGCAGACACAAAGACAACCGAGCGCCAACCACAGCUGCCUUUGCUUUCCUCUGCUACUGGACGGGCCAUGCCAGCUCCCAGCUUUGAUUCUCUAUUACACACUGUCGUUCAUGAGACCCUGCUGGAGCCCGUUCGCUGGGACUUGAUUCUUGACUCGUGUCAGACGUGGUUAACCCAAAGGGCUGCUCAGGAAUGUGCAAUUCUCCCAUUCUCUAGCAAUGCGGCCACGAUGAUUGCCUCUGAACUUACCAAGCAAAAGAGUCUCCAAGUAACGAUCAGUGAUGUGACAGGUUCCGGUCGCAUUGAUGAUCAGGACUUGCCUACAGGGCGGUUUGAUCAGUCCAAGAUUGCCAUCAUCGGAUAUUCCGGCCGCUUUCCCUCCGCAGAGUCCAACGAGGCCUUCUGGGAACUCCUCAGGGCUGGCCGAGAUGUUCACCGCGAGAUUCCAAAGGAACGAUUUGACUGGGAAAAGUACCAUGACCCGACCAGCAAAAAGAAGAAUACUAGUCGUGUCAAGUAUGGAUGCUGGAUCGACGAACCUGGUCUCUUCGAUACCAAGUUCUUCAACAUGUCUCCCAAGGAGGCUGAAAACACAGAUCCAGCCCAGCGGUUGGCCAUUACAACCACAUACGAAGCCAUGGAAAUGGCUGGUAUGGUACGCAAUCGUACAGCAAGCACACAGCAGGACCGCGUGGCCGUCUUCUUUGGCACUACCAGCGACGACUACAGAGAAGUCAACAGCGGACAAGAUAUCGGCACAUACUUCAUUCCCGGUGGUAAUCGAGCUUUUGUGCCUGGCCGUAUCAGUUAUUUCUUCCGCUUUUCGGGGCCCAGUCUCAGCGUCGACACCGCAUGUUCGUCCAGUUUUGCUGCCAUCCAGGCUGCAUGUGGCUACCUCUGGAGAGGGGAGUGUGAUACUGCUAUUGCUGGUGGUACCAAUGUACUGACUAACCCGGACAAUUUUGCGGGUUUAGAUCGAGCUCAUUUCUUAUCGACAACUGGAAACUGCAAUGCCUUCGAUGAUGAAGCCAAUGGGUAUUGCCGGUCCGACGCUGUCGGCUCCGUUAUUUUGAAGCGACUUGAGGAUGCUGAGGCAGACUGCGAUCCCAUCUUUGGUGUAAUUCUAGGUACCAACACAAACCACUGCGGCCAAACUGAAAGCAUUACCCGUCCUCAUGAGGGUGAUCAAGUCAGUGUCUUCAAAAAUAUCAUGCGCCACUCAGGUAUCGACCCCACAGAUGUCGGCUAUGUUGAAAUGCAUGGCACCGGAACGCAAGCGGGAGAUGCUACUGAGAUGAACUCGGUCCUGUCAGCGUUUGUCCCUGAGUACAAGAGGACUCAGAUGCGUCCAGCACGGCCUCUAUAUCUGGGCUCCGCAAAGGCAAACAUUGGACACGCCGAGUCUGCGUCAGGUGUCUCUUCACUGAUAAAAGUCAUGAUGAUGAUGAAGCACAACGAGAUCCCACCUCACUGUGGUAUCAAAAACCGCAUCAAUCAUAAUUACCCCCUGGACCUAGCUCAGCGGGGUGUGAAUAUUGCUCUCGAAGUCAAGCCAUGGCACCGUGAGGAUGCUCCUUCUGGUCGACGUGCGGUAUUUCUGAACAACUUCAGUGCAGCUGGUGGAAAUACCGCUAUGCUAGUUGAAGAUGCACCAGCUCCAAAGUCGAUGGAUAACAUGAAGGACGCUCGCUCCACCCAUCUGGUCACUGUUUCAGCUAAGUCGUCGAAGUCAUUGAUGUCCAAUAUCAACUCUCUUGUGGCAUCGCUAGAGCAAAAGCGCACCUCCUUGUCGGCUACUGUGCUAUCAUACACCACUACAGCCCGAAGAAUGCAUCAUAACUAUCGCGUCAUUGUGUCGGGCACUGACUUGGAAUCUGUCAAGUCGGCUCUCCAGUCUUGGACGCAGGAGAAUCAAUCUGCAGUUUCUGACCUGAAGCCAAUUCCUGCUAGCCCUAAGAAGCAGACACGUCUGGUUUUCAUGUUCUCUGGACAGGGAACUUUAUAUGCGGAGAUGGGGAAACAGCUAUUCACUGUGAAUGACGCCUUCCGUACUACCCUUCUUAAGCUCAAUCGCCUAGCCCAAAUCCAGGGCUUUCCAUCCUUCCUUGGGCUGAUUGACGGGACUAUCACCGCGGCACAACUUCCAAAUGUCAGUGCAGUGGUAUCGCAACUAGCUCUUGUCUGUGUCCAAGUUGCUCUCUUUGAGCUUUGGAAAUCCUGGGGCAUUGCUCCAGCAGCCGUGAUUGGUCAUAGUCUAGGUGAAUAUCCUGCUCUCUAUGCAGCAGGAGUUCUCAACACCGCAGACAUGAUCUACCUGGUGGCAACCCGGGCUACACUACUCGAGAAAUUGUGCUCUCGUGGUACUCAUUCUAUGCUUGCAGUCAAGGCACGCCAGGACGUGGUUGAUGAAUUGAUGAGAGCUUCACUCGUUAAUGACGAGUGUGAGAUAGCGUGUGCUAACCAACCCUCAGGAUAUGUGAUUGCUGGCCCUGGAGACAAAAUUGCCGAGAUCUCGCGACAAGCAGCACGGACGGGAGUAGAAGUGGUCAAUUUAGAGGUUCCAUUUGCUUUCCACUCCCCUCAGGUGGAACCUAUCUUAGCAGCCUUCGAUGAGAGUGCAUCGCAAGGAGUGGUCUACAAUCCUCCUGCCAUCCCGGUUCUCUCGCCACUCUUGGGAAGGGUUGUAUCUGCGGGAGAGCAUGGUACUUUGACAUCUCACUAUCUCUCUGCUGCUUGCAGAGAACAGGUCAACUUCACAAAGGCUCUUGCCUCUGCUACUGAGUUCGCAGACCUUGACCGCACGAUCUGGCUUGAGAUUGGUGCUCAUCCUGUGUGUAGUGGUAUGAUCAAGGGUACAAUUGACUCACGCGCUAAGACUAUCGCAACACUUCGUCAGAAGGUUGAUCCGUAUCAGACGCUGACUGCCGGUCUGAAAACACUAUACCUGGCAGGUCUUGACAUCAACUGGAACGAGUACCAUCGUCACUUCCCAGCAGCCCAUCAAGUUGUUGAGCUUCCAAGAUACUCAUGGGAUCUCAAAAAUCAUUGGAUUCCAUACCGCAAUGACUUCCUUCUCACAAAGGGCGGAGAGGCGCCUAUGGAGGUUGCUUUACCUCCGGUUCCAGUGCGGAAGUAUCUCUCUCCAUGUGCGCAGCAGAUAGUUGAAGAGACUCAUGGAACCGAUCAUUCAUACAUGAUGGUGGAGUCAGACAUCUUCAACGAGAAGCUGCUUCCCGUGCUGCAGGGACAUCUUGUGAAUGGAGCAGCACUAUGUCCAUCGUCAAUGUACGCAGAUCUUGCGUUCACUGUGGCUGACUAUUUGGUCCGCCAAUCUCCCAACAAGCUCCCACCUGCCACCACAGGGCUGGAUGUGGCAAACGUCAAAGUGUUCAACCCUCUCAUUGCCAAAAAUAAUGAGACCGCACACCUGUUCCGCUUCUCAGCAAAUGCAGACUGGGCCGCUAACCGCAUUGCUAUGGAGAUCUUCAGCGUUAAUGUUACUGGAAAACGCACAACAGCACACGCCAAGUUUGAAGUCAAUGUAUUCCCACAUCACCAGUGGCUAAAAGAGUGGAAACGCAAUACUCAUUUCAUCACUGCACGGAUCGACGCCCUGAAUGCCAGCAUCCACAAUCCCAACACAGAAACGCAUCUCAUUAAGCGCGGACUAGCAUAUAAGCUGUUUUCUGCUCUUGUUGAUUACAGCAAGGAAUAUCAGGGCAUGUCAGAGAUCAUCCUUGAUAGCCAUCGGCUGGAAGCAGUAUCUACCGUUCAGUUCCAGAUUGGCAAGGAUGAGUUCUGUAUCAACCCCCGAUGGAUUGACAGUCUGGGUGGCGUGGCUGGCUUUAUCAUGAACGCCAAUGACGGAGUUAGCAGCAAGGAUCAGGUCUUUAUCAAUCACGGAUGGGAGACUAUGCGCAUUGCAGAACCCCUCCAGGAGAACAAGACCUAUCAGGCCUACAAUCGGAUGCAGUUGGUUGAAGGCACGACAUACGCUGGAGAUACAUAUAUACUGGACGAAGGCCGCAUCAUUGCUGUAUUCCAGGGUGUCACGUUCCAAGGUGUGCCACGCCGUGCCCUUGACCACCUCCUUCCAGGGAAUAGCCCCAAGGCUAGCACAGCGGCAAAGCCUGUCGCCCCUGAAGCCUCUUCGAAGCAAAUUCCUGCCAAGUCAGCCUCGCCCCAGUCUGUCCGCCAAGCUACUCCCAAGCCGAAGCUUGUUUCGCAGUCACCGUCGAGGGUGUUCAAUAGCAUAUUGGCUUUGAUAAGCGAGGAGGUCGGCGUUGGAAUACCUGAUCUCACUCCGGAUGCUGAGUUUGCAAAUCUAGGAGUAGACUCACUCCUUUCUUUGACCAUCACUGCCAAAAUACGAGAUGAACUAGGUCUCGACUUCCCUCCAUCUUUGUUUGUCGACGAGCCCACAGUGGGUGAGUUGCGGACCCUGGUGGCAAGCACAGAAGAAGACGAUACACCAAGUGGCACGUCAAGUGGCGAAGAAGACUAUUUUGCAGAGUCCCAGGGCUCCACUCGCGCGACUUCGGUGGGCGUUCUCACCCCAGAUGGUGACGAGCCUUCGUCUUCAUCUCCUGAGAGUGCGAGAGUUGCCCUAGUCCUGCGACAAGCGAUUGCCGAAGAGACCCAGGUAGCCAUGGAUGAACUCAAGUCCCAUACCUGUCUAGCAGAUAUUGGUGUAGAUUCAUUGCUUGGACUCACCAUCAGCGGCAGACUUCAGGAGCUCUUGCAAGUCGAAAUUCCCGGCAGCAUGCUGAUGGAACUUGAGACCGUGCAAGAAUUGGAAGAAGAACUGUACGACGCUAUGGGGCUAGAGAAACCACAGGCAAACCCCAAAGCAAAACUACUCAAGACUCAUAUAUCCUCCGUUACUCGGGACAAGCCAAUCCCAGUCUCGUCUACAAUGCCCGGGACAACAAAUUCGUCUCUCCCGCAAGCCACCUCGAUCCUCCUGUCCGGCUCUCCCAAGGCCGCUCAGGUAAUUCUCUUCCUUUUCCCAGAUGGCUCCGGGUCCGCCUCGUCCUACGCAGCUUUAGCCCCAGCCGUGGCUCCCAAGACCGUGGCUGUGUACGGACUGAACUGCCCCUGGCGCAAGACCGCCCGCGAAAUGACACGCCUAGGAAUCACCAUGUCAAGUAUGGUCGCCCAAUACCUCCCAGAGGUACAGCGAUUGAUUCAAGCGGUCCACUCACAGGGUAAUACCAAUGCAUCUAUCGCAUUCGGCGGUUGGUCCGCGGGCGGAAUCCUCGCCUUCGAAGCAAUCCGACAGAUGAGCCAACAGCAAACCACGACCAGUGUUUCCCACCUUGUUCUGCUUGACUCGCCCAACCCUAUCGGUCUACAAAACCCACCAAAGCGAAUGUUCGAUUUCUUUGAUAGCUUGGGAAUCUUCGGCACAGCACCAGCUAAGAAUGGCGUCAAGCCCAAGACCCCGGAAUGGCUCCUCGAACAUUUCAAUGCGUUCAUCAGUAUCCUGGAUGAGUAUGAGCCAUCUCCACUGCCUAACGCACCAGCUUCACUGAUGGUAUAUGCUCGCGAUGGAGUGUGCAAGGAUCCUAAUGGACCGAAGAUGGAGAUCCGGCCUGAUGAUCCGCGGGAGAUGAUCUGGUUGUUGAACAAUCGUACCGAUUUCUCUGCAGAUGGAUGGGCUAGUAUUGUUGGAAGGGAAGGGUUGAGUAUUACGGUUCUUGGUGAGGUGAAUCACUUCACAUUGAUGGACAAGGGACCUAAAACGAUCGAGAUGGGUGAGGCUGUGGCUGAGUUUUUGAAGCGGGGCUAA